UGACAGGGAGAGAGGGGUGGAGGGGGCGGCGGAGGGAAACGUCUGAUUUCUGCUAGUUUAGAAUCUAAAUUUAAGUUACUUUUGUUUGUACGUCGCAAUUGUUGUGUGGUCUGUAGUGGAGUAGAGACGUGCGUACGACGGACCGUCUUUGGAAGCGCAGCAACAGGGCACAGAGCAGGAUGCGACGGUUGUAAGCCCGUGAAUAGGGAAGCAAUGCUGGCGAUGUACACCGCAACGCGGAAAAUAUUAAGGAGAAUACGAGCGCGUAGGAGGGUCUGAAUCUUCACUAAACGUAAAAUGGAUGAAAUGUUGCAUGCGUUCCCGCUUUCAUUCAAUUCAGCUAUCGGCAUAGAAUAGUAUAGAUGGCUAGUUUACUCGCAAGUUAAAUGCAAAGUUGCACACAACCUCUCCUGCCGACUGAAACAAAAGGAACGAGCAGUUCGCCUGCUAGCGUCUUCAUACCAAAGAAGACAAGACGCAAAACUGCGAUAUGAUGCGAAGACUUAACCGUUUGCUCCGGGGGGACGAGCGGAGGGUGGACAGCCGCACCGUCUGCGUGGGACACCGCCCCAGCCCCGCCACCGAGGUCUUCAUCCCACCCAAAUUCUGCGACAACAGGAUCGUGUCUUCCAAGUAUACCAUUUGGAACUUUCUGCCAAAGAACCUGUUUGAGCAGUUCCGACGAAUCGCCAAUUUCUACUUCCUCAUCAUAUUCCUGGUGCAGGUGAUAGUGGACACCCCCACCAGCCCUGUCACUAGUGGCCUGCCCUUGUUCUUUGUCAUCACGGUGACGGCAAUCAAACAGGGCUAUGAGGACUGGUUGAGGCACAAGGCUGAUAACGAGGUGAAUAAGUACCCGGUGACUGUGCUGGAGGACGGCCGGAGGACCCGCAAGGAGAGCGAGAAGAUCAAGGUCGGUGACAUCAUGGAGGUGGUGGAGGAUGAGACCUUCCCCUGUGACCUGAUCCUGCUGCAGUCGAGCCGCGAGGACGACACCUGCUUCGUCACCACGGCCAGCCUGGACGGCGAGUCCAAUCACAAGACACACUACACAGUGCCUGACACUGAGAGGGAUCUGGAAUUGCUCAAUGCCACCAUUGAGUGUGAACAGCCCCAACCUGACCUAUACAAGUUCGUGGGGCGGAUGCACAUCUACAGGAGCGAUCAGGACCCCGCCGUACGGUCUCUGGGCCCGGAGAAUCUGCUUCUGAAAGGGGCCACUUUGAAAAACACCAAGAAGAUCUAUGGCGUGGCGGUUUACACCGGCAUGGAGACCAAGAUGGCGCUGAACUACCAGGGGAAGUCCCAGAAACGCUCGGCUGUGGAGAAGUCGAUCAACGGCUUCCUGCUGGUGUAUCUGAUCAUUCUGCUGAGUAAGGCUCUGGUGUGCACCGCGCUGAAGUACGUGUGGCAGAGCCAGCCCGGCCAGGACGAGCCCUGGUACAACCACAAGACCCAGAAGGAGAAGGACACCUACCGGUACCUGAAGAUGUUCACAGACUUCCUGUCCUUCAUGGUGCUCUUCAACUUCAUCAUUCCCGUGUCCAUGUACGUCACCGUGGAGAUGCAGAAGUUUCUGGGCUCCUUCUUCAUCACCUGGGACAAGGACUUCUACGAUCCCGAGAUCCAGGAGGGGGCGCUGGUCAACACCUCCGACCUCAACGAGGAGCUGGGACAGGUGGAGUACGUGUUCACAGAUAAGACGGGCACCCUCACUCAGAACAACAUGGAGUUCAUAGAGUGCUGCAUCGAUGGCAUCCAGUACAGGUCCCGGGGCCGCCUCGCUGAGCUGGAGGAGUAUGACACCACUGACGGGCCCAUCAGCAAACUGCAGCCGAAGGCCGGCACGGAGAAGGAGGAGCUCUUCCUCAGGGCCCUCUGCCUGUGUCACACGGUGCAGGUGAAGGAGCCGGGCCUGGGGGCGGAGGGCCUGCACCAGGGGGACCUCGGGGACCAGGUGGACGGGCUGGACGGCGGGCUGGAGGUCCCCCUCGUGGAGGAGGAGCGGGGCUUCAUCGCCUCGUCCCCCGAUGAAGUGGCCCUGGUCAAGGGGGCCAUGAAGUAUGGCUUCACCUUCCUCGGGCUGGAGUGUAAAGAGAUGAAAAUACUCAACCGGAAUAACGACGUCGAAGCGUAUGAGCUGCUUCACGUGCUGAACUUUGACCCUGUGCGGAGACGGAUGAGCGUGAUCGUGAGGUCGCCGACGGGGGACACGCUGCUCUUCUGUAAGGGCGCCGACUCCUCCAUCUUCCCCCGGGUCAAGCCGGACGAGGUGGACCGGAUACGCAUGCACGUGGAGCGCAACGCCACGGAGGGCUACCGCACGCUGUGUGUGGCCUAUAAGCAGCUGAGUGUGGAGGAGUACACUCAGGCCGACGCGGGGCUGAGGGACGCCCGGCUGGCCCUGCAGGACCGGGAGGAGAGGCUCAUGGCCGUCUACAACCAGGUGGAGACCGGCAUGAGCCUGAUCGGAGCCACGGCGGUGGAGGACAGACUCCAGGAGGAGGCGGCGGAGACCAUGGAGGCCCUGCAGGGCGCGGGCAUUAACGUGUGGGUGCUGACGGGGGACAAGAUGGAGACGGCCAAGUCCACGUGCUACGCCUGCCGCCUGUUCCAGCGGGGCACGGAGCUGCUGGAGCUGACGGUGCGCACCCUGGAGGAGGGAGGCCGCAAGCGCGAGGAGCGGCUACACGACCUGCUGCAGGACUACCACAAGAGGGCGGUGAAGGACGCCCCGCCCCGCAGAGCCGGGGUCAACAGGGGCUGGGCGUCGGCGGCGCAGGAGUACGGCUUCAUCAUCGACGGCGCCACGCUCACCCUGGUGAUGAACGCCUCGCCCGCCUCCGGCCCCGGCAGCUACAAGAGCCUGUUCCUGCAGAUCUGCCAGAACUGCACCGCCGUGCUCUGCUGCCGGAUGGCCCCGCUGCAGAAGGCCCAGAUUGUGAAGCUGGUGAAGAAUUCCAAAGGAAACCCCAUCACGCUUUCCAUUGGAGACGGAGCCAAUGAUGUCAGCAUGAUCCUGGAGGCGCACGUGGGGAUAGGCGUGAAGGGGAAAGAAGGGCGGCAGGCGGUGCGGAACAGCGACUACGCCAUCCCCAAACUCAAGCACCUGAAGAAGCUGUUACUGGGCCACGGACACCUGUAUUACGUCCGCAUCGCCAACCUGGUGCAGUACUUCUUCUACAAGAAUCUCUGCUUCAUUUUACCGCAGUUUCUGUUCCAGUUCUUCUGUGGGUAUUCACAGCAGCCCUUGUACGAUGCCGCCUAUCUGACGAUGUACAACAUCUGCUUCACCUCUAUGCCCAUCCUGGCCUACAGCCUGCUGGAGCAGCACAUCAGCAUGGAGGUCCUGCUGGACAACGCCAAGCUGUACAGGACGAUAGCGAAGAACGCAAUGCUCCGCAGGGCUCCCUUCCUCUCCUGGACACUGCUGGGCUUGUUCCACGGUCUGCUCUUCUUCUUUGGUGUUCGAUUUCUUUUCGGAAACCCAGCAAUGCAGGACAACGGCCAGGUUUUUGGAAACUGGUCGUUUGGGACAAUCGUCUUCACAGUCCUCGUCUUCACUGUCACCCUUAAGCUGGCUCUGGACACGCGGCACUGGACCUGGAUCAACCACUUCGUCAUCUGGGGCUCGCUGGCCUUCUACAUGCUGUUCAGCUUCUUCUGGGGCGCCAUCAUAUGGCCCUUCCUGAAGCACCAGCGGCUGUACUUCGUCUUCGCGAACAUGCUGAGCUCCGUGUCGGCCUGGCUGGUGAUCAUCCUGCUCGUCCUGCUGAGCCUUCUCCCGGACAUCCUGCUGUGUGUGCUGAGGAGGCCCCGCGGCCCCCACCCCCGCCAGAAGAAGCCGGGUCAGUCGGGCGCGGGGGACUCCUCCCAGUCUUCAGCCAGGCCUCUGCUCAUGAGAACCUUUUCAGACGAGUCCAAUACUGUCAAUUAAACAGCCGUCAGAAGAUCCCCUCCUACCUGUAGACAUUUAAAGAUCGCUGAUGUCACACCGCUGUCGUACAAGAACUUGAACGAGCGGGGAUGAAGGGGCGGGAGUGACGACUGGGAGGACCCCUGGUCAAAGGACCCGAGCUGUCUCUUCUGCGCCGGCUGUCUGGGCUGCUGCCUGAUUAAAAAAAUAAAAAUAAAAAAGAGACUAAAAAUGAAAAAGAGCAGCACUCAGCCCGGCGUGUGAACCCGCGCGCUCCCGAGAGGGGCUCAUCACCGUCCUGCAUGCCUCUGGCCCCUCGUCCAAUCAGCAUGCACUGCAUAUACUGCUCAGACUCGCUCUCCCCGCGGGGUCGACGGCUUUCCGGAUUGUUCUCCGGCUUUCUCUUUUCCGUCAGCGCGGUGGAGGUCGACGGCCCACCCCGCCCCUCCUCAUCAGCAGCUGCGGGUGACCUCACACGCAGCCCCUUCCCCGCAAUCCCACAAUGCCCCGCCCGCAUGGACGGACACGCCCGCAACGGCCACGUGCCACGGUCGCCGUGGGAACGAUCCGGUGGGGAGGGGGGGAGAAAGACCUUUUGUCCGUACUAACUUUUUAAACAUUUUGUUACAGUGUCAUGCAGACUUGGGUCCACUUGUAUUGGAAAUACUUUAACCAUUCAGCUGCCACUAAAAUCGCUAGGCGCACCUGCAGGUUGCUGAGAACCUUCAGAGAACCUUAAGCUAACCAAAAUGUGCAUCACAUGAAUGAAGAACCUUUUUUUUUUUCUUUUUUUCUUUUAGUCUUUUCCGUAAUCUGCAGGAAUUUUACUGGUGUCUCAAAUGAUUAAAAUAAGUAUUUCAAAUAAUUAUUUGACCCAGGUCUAAUUUCAUGUCUUUGAAACAAUCAGCCGGAUUUAUAUGGCAAAUAUUUUCAUUAUUGAAAUGUUAAAGUGGGCCAUGGACUUGAAUUCCUGUCCACAAGAUUCAAAUUUACUUUAUCAUUCUUUGUCAUAGUCGAACCACAAGAACGUAAAGAGUUGUGAGCUGUACUACACAGAACUGGGAGAUGACCAUAGAUAGUGUGCUGAGCAGGCUUUGUUCCUGCCGUCAGACCGUGUGGAAUUCUGGGAUAUCGGGGGAGGAUAUGUGCUUGAGAGAUCAGGGCCUGGACGGUGCAUACCCUUGCUUCUCUCACUGAAAAAGGUGUGUGGAUGUUGAUACGUGGAAGGUAUCUGGAGGAAAUUGUGCCUCCCUUUGAAGGCUUUAAAACUGUCUGCAUUUGGGGGCUUACGGUCUUGCCAUCUCCCAGUCUCUGUAGUCAACCAGGGAAGAUGUAGAGUUGUUGUUUCUAAAUUUCUCUGAAGGUAAAUGACUUGCAUGUAUGUGUACGUAUGUGCUGGAUGCCAAAAACUAUUUUUUGGGCGGUGUGUUGGGAGUGGGGGGUAUAUGGCGGCUGAACUUCAAAGACUGCCCCAUGGGAGCUGUAUAGCUGUGUUCUUGGGGUUUCUGCAGGACCAGAAUCACACUCACCUUUCACAUAGGAGCUGUGCUGUGAAUGUGCCAUUCCUUGUGUAUUUGUGUUUUUGUUUGAAUACUUCUGCAUUGUGUCCAUUUUUCCUUCAUUUCCUACAAGCCUGUGGUCCGUCUGUCUGUCUUUGAGCAGACGUGUAAUCUUGCAGGUUGACACACGCACACGCGUGUGCGUACACGCGACAUGCUUGGGCUUCAGAACAUGGGGAAGGUGGUUAGCACGCUCAUAUUUUGCAGGCCCCUGUCUGAGGUAACUGUGCCGACCACACCGUCUGCCUGUCGGGGUGUGUGUUCCACUGUGCACUGGAGGACUGCCCUCCCUCCGAUAUGCCCCCAGGGCUGCUUUGCACUUCCAUGCCUUCGGCGAAAAGCCCCUGCACUGGGGUGGGUUUGCCUUUAAUGCCCUCUGACGUGCAUAAUUGCCCUCAGUGAUCACUUUAUUAGGUAGACCUGUACACCAGCUCAUCAAUGCAAAUAUCCAGUCGGCCUAUCGUGUGGCAGCGACUUCAUGCGUAGGAGCAUGCACGUGGUCAAGAAGUUCAGUUGUUGGUCAGACCAAACGUCAGAAAGGUGAAGAGAUAUGAUCCAGGCCAGUUUGUCUGUGGAAAGAUCGUUGGUGGUUUGAAUAUCUCAGAAACUGCUGGUCUCCUGGGACAUCAGUCUGGAAUUUACUGAUAAUGGUGCGAAAACAAAGGAGCAUCCAGUGAGCAGCAGUUCUGUGGGCCCAAACGCCUUGUUAAUGAGAAAGGCCAGAGGGGAAUGGCCAAACUGGUUCAAGCUGACAGGAAAGUGAUAGUACAGGGGUCAUUGUGGUCUGAAGACUGCUGGUCUUCCACCCUCCCUUUACCUGGGCGUCAGGUGUGACCACCCUCCCUUUACCUGGGAGUCAGGUGUGUUCACCCUCCCUUUACCUGGGAGUCAGGUGUGUUCACCCUCCCUUUACCUGGGAGUCAGGUGUGACCACCCUCCCUUUACCUGGGAGUCAGGUGUGACCACCCUCCCUUUACCUGGGAGUCAGGUGUGACCACCCUCCCUUUACCUGGGAGUCAGGUGUGACCACCCUCCCUUUACCUGGGAGUCAGGUGUGACCACCCUCCCUUUACCUGGGAGUCAGGUGUGAAGGCAGUCUGGCCAAUCGGUAGCACUAAUUGUUCAGCUAAUUACCUGGGAGAAAAGAAAACCAGGGCUGGAUUUGGAUUUGAGGCCCAGAUUUGAUGACGGCUGUGAUAACUCAAAUAACCACACAUUACAGCAGUGGUAUGCAGAAGAGCAUCUCUGAACACACAACACAUUGAACCUUGAAGUGGAUGGGCUAAUGCAGCAGAAAUAAAUUAAAAUUAAUAAAUUAAAUUUAAAAAGUCUAAAUGCCUAAUAAAGUGGUCACUGAGUAUAGUUUUUCAUACAUUCCAUUUAUACAUCGCCAUGACUUUAAUCACUUUUUGAAAUACUACAGAUUUUUUUGUUUAUCUGAUUCUAUAUGAUAUAUUUAUUGUAAUGUGUGAUUUUACUUGCGAAAUGUUAUUUUUAUUACCAUGAUUGUUUUGUUUUAAAUGAAUGGGGAAGGCCGAUCCGAUGGCGCCGGUCGUUCGAGGAAACCCUCUGAGCUGCCGUCCUUGAGCCGCAGUCCGUAGAGGUCUGGCUCCCCUGCUCCACUACAGCACUGAUCCCAGACCAGUGACAAAGCCGAGAGGAGUCUUCGCCACACAUCAGACUCGCUGCGAAUCACUGAUCUGGGGGUCAGUGUCGAAGGAGAGGCUGCUACUAAACUGCAUUCAAACCUGGAAUAGGCUGCCAUUUUCUUUUUUUUUAAUAUAUGUAUACAAUUCUGUGACGUGCCAUACUGGGUCUUGCGGUUAAGUGUCUGAAGAGUUUAGCCAAAUUUGUUUUUAACUUUAUGAGGCCCAAGCCUCCACCAAAUUAAGAACUUUGCCAAUGGAAAAAUUGGAAGGAGUCUUAAGAUAUCAUAAUGUACCUUUUAUGUAUUUCUUUUAACAGGAAUGCAGGAAUACAAUUUGUGCAAUGUCUCUGUAUUGAAUUGCCUUUAUGGUGCAUUUGUGCGAUUAGACACCGUGUAAGAUGGAGCCUUUUUGGACCUUUUGUGACUGCUUUAAAAUGGCUGGGCUGCGAUUACCAGCAAUGUCACGUUUUGAGUCGCCUUGUUCACACAUUUCUUGUUUGCUUAUGAUCGGUUCACCUUUGUUUUUCUCCGAUUAAGAGCAGAAUAUUGAGUUGUGAUUUAUUUGUGUUUGAAAUGAGAAGUGGGAAGCCUCAUAGAGGCGGUGUAUGACACAACUGGAGUCUAUUCCAUAUUCAUUGAGGAAAUAAAUUUUGGGGUUCUUAAAUGUACGCGAGUUGAACAUUUUCUGAAUUCACUGAACUGAAAUGGAAUCGACUGCAAGCCUUUUAGAAAGACUCCAUUUUGAAUGCGGUUUCGGGGGCAGCCUUGUCCCGAUUCGGGCCCCCUCCAAAGCGAAUGUCUCCACCUCUCCCGUGGGCGGUGCCAUGAGAUCAGAACAUAUAUCCACAACCAAAAACAUCUUUCCAUUUGUUUUUCUUUUAGUCUAUUUACCUGCUAAAGAAUUGGCUCCAGGUGUUGCUUUGGGGUUUGGCGAGUCAGUAGUGUCAGAAGUGUGCCCCUGUAAAUGUUUCCUUUAUGUUUACAAGCUUCGUCCAAUCAGAGACUGCCGUCCCUGUGCUUGGGCCAAUGGCGGCCGCGUCGCUGGGCUGAAACGGGGUCAUGUGACCUGGUUUUCAGGCGGUCGAAUGCAGGGAUGGGAGCUGCCUGUGAUUAUGAAAAUACAAACAAACCUUUAAUCGACAUCUGAGAUGCUGUCUUCACGGCUUGUAUUUCUCAGAUUCUCAUGUUUGCCUGACUUAUAAAAAGAAAAAAAAAUGAAAAAGAUGUGAUAAUAUUGUUCACGUGUGAUAACAUUUUCUAAUGCAAUGUUUUUCCAGAAAUCUUUUCUAAAAAAAAUAAAUAAAUAAGUGAAGAAAAAAAGGAAAACGUCCCAAAAAUCGGAAGUGAAAAAGUCUCUGCUCUGAACAGGGAGAUGCUGGGCAUUCCUGAGUGCAGUGCCGUGCUCUGAAGACCGCCACAAGGUGGCGCUGCGGUCACGGAGGCCCCCUCAGUACACUCCCGCAGCCUCAGAACUCUAAACCUCCUCUCUGAAUGUACCUCUAUGCCCAAUCAAUCAGAAAAAACCUUUCUGUAAUAAAAACAAAACCGUGAAAUUA
Molecule: messenger RNA, 8679 nt
Organism: Conger conger (European conger)
Lineage: Eukaryota; Metazoa; Chordata; Actinopteri; Anguilliformes; Congridae
Gene: atp11c
Product: ATPase phospholipid transporting 11C
Exons: 31
Coding region: 491-3937 (1148 amino acids)
Biological process (GO): phospholipid translocation
Cellular component (GO): plasma membrane; endoplasmic reticulum; trans-Golgi network
Molecular function (GO): magnesium ion binding; ATPase-coupled intramembrane lipid carrier activity; ATP binding
Source: RefSeq, a predicted model, not a curated record